Arachis ipaensis is the source of this 564-nucleotide messenger RNA. The record is from RefSeq and is a predicted model, not a curated record. Lineage: Eukaryota; Viridiplantae; Streptophyta; Magnoliopsida; Fabales; Fabaceae.
AUGACAAGGAGGAUCCCAAGAAGGAUGAUGAACUACAAGCCCCAAGGAAAGGCAAGCAAGCCUCAGAGACAAACACAAGAGAAGAAAGAGGAGGUGAAACCAUAUGUUCCUCCAUUAACUUACCCUCAGAGAUUGCACAAGGAGAAUAAGGAUCAACAAUUCCCUAAGUUCUUUGAGAUUUUCAAGAAAUUGGAGAUCAACAUCCCACUAGCUAAAGCCUUAGAACAAAUGUCACUCUAUGCAAAGUUUCUCAAGGAACUCAUCACCAAGAAAAGAAGCUGGAAGGAGAAGGAAAUUGUGAUCCUUACCCAGGAAUGUAGUGCUGUGAUCCAAAAGGGUUUGCCACCCAAACUCAAGGAUCCAGGAAGCUUUUUCAUACCACGCACUAUUGAGAAUAUACCAAUUGACAAAGCAUUAUGUGACUUAGGAUCCAGCAUCAAUAUGAUGCCAUUUUCUAUGAUGAAGAAGCUAUCAAUAGAGGAGGUCAAACCCACCAAAAUGUCAUUGCAACUGGCUGAUAGAUCCCUUAUAACCCAAUGGAGUGGUGCAAAACCUUCUAGUUAA